AUGACCGUGAGAAGCAGAGAAAGGCCAAACUCAUCAUAGACAUGAGGGGUAACAGUACCUAUAUCAAGAACCCUGAGGACAUGGCUGCAGAGGCACGGUCUUUUGCCUUUGAUUACUCUUACUGGUCACAUGAUGAAUUCAAGGAAACAUCAAAUGGGUACUUAGAACCAACAGGAAGCAGAUAUGCUGAUCAGAGGAUGGUGUUUAAUGACCUUGGCCAGGGUGUCCUUGACAAUGCUUGGAAGGGCUACAACUGUUCAUUGUUUGCGUAUGGACAGACAGGAAGUGGUAAAUCUUACUCCAUGGUGGGGUACGGAAACAACAAGGGGAUUGUUCCUAUUUUCUGUGAGGAGCUCUUCAAGGGAGUGGAGGGAAAAAAACAGACAGCAGGCGAAAAUGAAGAGUACCAGGUAACACUGAGUAUGUUGGAGAUCUACAAUGAACAAGUCAGGGAUCUUCUGAAUCCAAAGUCUAUUGCAACAAAGGGAGGAUUAAAAGUCAGACAGCACCCCUCUAAAGGAUUCUAUGUGGAAUCUCUGAUAUCUUGCCCUGUCAGCAGCUACACAGACAUCGAGAACAAAAUCAGCGAAGGAACCAGAAACAGGACCGUGGCGGCCACCAACAUGAAUGCUACCAGCAGUCGAGCUCACACCAUAGUGGCCAUCACAUUUGUCCAGAAGACCCCCAAUGAAACGGGUCAGAGCAUGACGAGGUCAUCAAGUGUGAACUUGGUGGAUUUGGCAGGAAGUGAGCGUGCAGAAUCAACAGGAGCUACAGGGGACCGUCUCAAAGAGGGAUCAGCCAUCAACCAAUCACUGAGUACCCUGGGAAAUGUGAUUAGUGCUCUUGCUGACCAAUCACAGGGCAAAAAGAAAGUUGUGGUACCAUAUCGAGACUCUGUUCUGACCAAACUUCUACAGAAUGCUCUCGGUGGCAACAGUAAGACUAUCAUGAUUGCUGCACUUAGUCCAGCAGAUAUUAAUUAUGAUGAAACUCUGUCUACAUUGAGAUUUGCUGACAGAGCCAAGGCCAUUAAGACAACUGCAACAGUGAAUGAGAGUCCCACAGAUAAACUUAUCCGUGAGCUUCGUGAGGAGAAUGCCAAGCUUAUGGAGAUGUUGAAAUCAGGUGGUAUCUCUCUGGAUCAGCUGGGAGGAGGUGGUGGUGGUUCCAAUGCUAAUCAAGAAAUUGAGGAGAUGAAAAAAGCAAUGGAAGAGGAACUCCGAAAAAAUCAGGAGGAGAUUGAGAACAUGAAGAAGACGUGGCAGGAACGAUUGGCGGAACAGGAGUCCGCAAAUAAGGGUAACAUGGAUGCAGAGAGGAAGAAGGAGGAGGAUAAAAAGGUGAUUCCCCACUUUUGGAAUUUACAUGAAGAUCCAGCCCUGACAGCCAUGAUAGUUCAUUUUGCUAAAGAAGGGUCAUCUAAGGUUGGAAACAAGAAUGCUAGCCCUCCUGCUGAGAUCACCAUUAGUGGACUCAGCAUUCAGAAGCAGCAUGGUGUGGUGACAAAUAAAGGGGGAGUAGUGAAGAUCAAACCUGUGGAUGGAAAAAUUCUGGUUAAUGGAGCAAAAGUCACCAAGGAAACUGAGUUACAUCACAAUGACAGAGUGCUGUUUGGUCCAAAUCACCUGUACGUUUUCCACCACCCACAAGACUUGGCUAAGAAUGUAAAAGAGGGAAAAACUGUAGAGACUCCUACUUAUGACACAGCACAGGAAGAGAUUGCCAAGAAGGCAGGGUUCAUGGACAAAGCUGGCAAAUCAGAGGAGGACCUCAUUCUACAGGAAGAUGUCAUUCAGAUGUUACCCAUGGUGAAUGAAGCAGACGCUAUGUCAGCAGAGCUGGACAAAAAGGUCAAGUUUGAACUGGCCCUAGUGUCCCCUCAAGCCAGGGGCCUCAAGGAGGGGAAAACUGAGGUGAUGGUUAAAAUGAGGAACUUGGAGAAUGGAAACGAGUGGUUGUGGGAUCGUAACAAAUUCAUCAACAGGAAGUUCCUGAUGCAGGAAAUGUACCAGAACUAUGUGGAGGGGGCAGACGACUGGGAUGUUCCCAAGGAGAAGGAUCCGUUCUGGGAGGAUGCUGAUGUGGAGGUGUUGAUCGGGACUGUACAUGUCCAUCUGAUGUCACUGAGUCACAAACUGGACAUCGAAGAGACACUAACAGUCACUAACUACCAGGGAAAAGAAAAUGGUCACAUUGAGAUCGAGGCCAUUCCUUGCACAGCUAAAGGAGCCCAAAUAGGGGAGGAUGACUUUUUGGAUGAUCCCAAAGAAUUGAUUGGGAAGGAGUUAAAUUUCAAAUUUCAAAUCAAUUUUGGCCGAGGCCUUCCAGCCAACAUUAGACAGAGCUGCUGUAAGUUCAAGUUCUACCUGGACAACCAGUACACCUCAACAGCCUAUGUAGAUGGAAUGAAUCCUGAGUACAAGUUUGAAAAACUCUUCAAGUUCCCUAAGUGUACAUCUGAGUUUGUGGACUACUUGAUUGACUCUGUGGCAGUGAUAGAAGUGUGGGGCAAACAGAAGGGAGCAGGGAUGAAGAGUGGGGGCAACCUAGGAGUGGCUACCAAAGACCUGAUGGCAAGAGAGAAAUCCAACUUGUUUGGUUUAAGUACUUAUGAGGAGGAACAGUCCAAAUUAAAGAAAAGAGAUGAAAACAAGCCAGCACCAGUGAAGAAGAAGAAUGACACCUCUGCCAAGGCCACAGACAAUGGGGUGGUGAUUCCAGUCCCUCCCCCACCGGCAGAUAAAAAACAGAACGACCAACAAAUAAAUGCCUAUAAGAAACAGGCAGAUGACGCGGACAAGCGCGCCAAGGCUGCAGAACAGAGAGCCACCAGCUCGGAGAACAUGGUGUCCAAUGUCAGAAAUCAUCUAAAUCAGAUGAAGAGAGCUGGGAAUAGCACAGUUUCUAUUGCUGAGCUUGAGUCAUUGCUGGCAGGAGGUAACUCGAGUUCAGCCCGACAAGAACAAAUGGGGGACAAUGCAUCAAAGGCUUGUUCAAUACAGUAAAAUAAAACAUUUAACUGUAUACCUCAGAAACCUAUAACUUUACUUUCAAAAUCUCAGUUUUUGAGGAAUCACCAAAUUAGAAUACAAGAAUUUCUCAGUACAUCAUAAUCAGCAAAAUCAAAAUGGACAUCUUUGCAAUAAGUUUUACAUAAAUCUUACUUGUAAGCCAUGGCGAAGAGGAUGUGUUUAGUUCUCUCUAUAUCAAAGAUCUGAUCUGUUUACUGUCUUCGUUGUUCUGAGAUUUCUAUUUUUACCUACAUUUUUCUUCUUAUCAAAAUAUGUUUAAGUCAAAUUGUCUUCUAUUUCUAAUUCUUGCCUUGUGAUUGUAAAGAUUGUAUAGUACAUGUAUAUUUGUGUAUUGGUCAUUAUUGUAAUAUGUAUAUAUAUAUAUGCACAAAGGUUGUUAAUUAGUGAUUUGAUUAAUUAAUUUAGGGAACUAUACUUUGGUAUUGAUAAUGAUUGAUCAUGCUCUACCAUGAUUUUUUAUAUAAUUAUGGUAAUACACAUUAAUGACAUUAAAUUAUGAGUCUAUUUUUCUUUUUUUGAAACAUGAAAUUGAAUAGCUACAUAUGUAGACUGUAGUGUCUUCAUGGUACUGUACAUGUUAAGAAUGCAAGUAAAUGAUUACAGAAGAACUUAAUGGACUAUAAUAUGAAUCAGGGUUUUUCAGCUUUUGUACAUCCAUGUAACUUUGUUGUGGUGUUUACAGUAUAUGACAUGUUGUAGUGUUUAGUAUAUAACGUCUAUAUGUAGAAGUAUCAGGCAACGUACUGUAAACCAACUUUUAUUUGCUUACAAGAAACAUCUGCAAGUUUCAGGACCUUCUUUUACUUGCGAAUAUUUCUUGCCACAAACCAUUUCCUUAUUAAUUUUGUAUUUAUGUAGAAUGUUUCCUCCAUUGCAAAAAUUUAUAGUUAUGGAUGGAUAAUUUUAAACUGACGAAUUGCAUAUAAAAGUUGAUUUAUAGUAUUAACAACAAAAUGUAGAAAUAUAUAUUUAUUUAGAGACUUGUUUGUUAUAUCAUUACUAUGUUUUUGGUGGAAAAUGAAACUUUGUCUUAUAAACGACAUGCAAGUGAUAAUUUAUAUAAGUUUAUUUUUAUAGAUCGAAGCAUCUCUACAAAGAAUUCUUUGAUAUCCGUCCACAGAAAAUGUUAGGAAUUUUCAAAAAAAUAAAUGACAUUUUAUUUAAAGAUAGUAAUUUUAUUUGAUUUUUUAUUCUUAUAACAAGAAUUUCUUUGUGCAAUACAA
Molecule: messenger RNA, 4258 nt
Organism: Saccostrea echinata
Lineage: Eukaryota; Metazoa; Mollusca; Bivalvia; Ostreida; Ostreidae
Product: kinesin-like protein KIF28P
Exons: 25
Coding region: 42-3008 (988 amino acids)
Biological process (GO): microtubule-based movement; cytoskeleton-dependent intracellular transport
Cellular component (GO): microtubule; kinesin complex
Molecular function (GO): microtubule binding; microtubule motor activity; ATP binding
Source: RefSeq, a predicted model, not a curated record